Fundulus heteroclitus (mummichog) is the source of this 3669-nucleotide messenger RNA. RefSeq names its product CXADR Ig-like cell adhesion molecule (gene cxadr). Gene Ontology annotation, biological process: homotypic cell-cell adhesion. Gene Ontology annotation, cellular component: bicellular tight junction; intercalated disc; basolateral plasma membrane. The record is from RefSeq and is a predicted model, not a curated record. Bases 145 to 1296 code for a protein of 383 amino acids. Gene Ontology annotation, molecular function: cell adhesion molecule binding. The transcript has 7 exons. NCBI's taxonomy places the organism in Eukaryota, Metazoa, Chordata, Actinopteri, Cyprinodontiformes, Fundulidae.
CUGUGCACCUGCACACAGAGAGAGCUGCGGAGGAGGCGGAGAGGAGUUUGGAUGCUUCGGCGAGGCUGACGUUUUCACUCGGUAUCGGUACAACUUCUUUCACCAAGUUUUAUCCGAAGAACUGUUGGGAUAUUUAACACAAGGAUGGCGCUUUCCAACCCCCGGCUUUGCUUUAUACUGUUGAGCCUCUUUCCAGCCCUGGUCUCAGGUUUAGAGGUCACAACUACUCAGGUGGUGGCCCUAGAGAAGGCUGCCGGGCAGAGUGUGAAGUUGGACUGCCAGUUCACCUUGGUCCCAGAAGAUUCUGGACCGCUGGACAUAGAAUGGAGUUUGCUGGCCGCCGACAGCAACGAUGAAGACAAAGUGGUGAUUCUGUACUCGGGCGACCGGGUAUACGAGGACUAUUACCAGCCCAUGAAAGGUCGAGUUCACUUCAACACACCCGACCCAAAGAAUGGUGACGCCUCCAUCAACUUGACAGGACUGAAGUCGUCAGACUCGGGCACCUACCAGUGUAAAGUUAAGAAGGCUCCUGGUAUUGGCAGCAAGAAAAUGAAGCUGAUCGUUAUGGUGCGGCCGUCAAAACCAAGGUGUUCAAUCCAAGGUACCACAGAAGAAGGCAAAAACAUCGUGUUGAGAUGCACCACUGCUGAGGGAACCAAGCCGAUGCAGUACAAUUGGGAGAAAACCACCGACAACAAGCUGCUGCCUUCGACUGCCGUUUUAGAUCCAGUGGAAGGUACCAUCAAUGUGAGAAAUGUGUCUACCAGUGCAUCUGGUACCUAUCGCUGCGUUGCCAGUAACCGGGUUGGCUCGGAUGACUGCGUCCUCAAUCUGCUCAUCACUCCACCGCGUAACACUGCAGGCAUCAUCGCGGGAUCCAUUAUAGCUGUACUCCUGAUCCUGAUCCUUCUCGCCAUCAUCCUCUUCUGCUUCUGCCGUGCUCGCAACCGCAAGAAGUACGAGAAGGAAAUCUGCAACGAGAUAAGAGAGGACGUGCCCCCUCCGAAGAGCCGCAUGUCAAGUGAGCGCAGCUAUAUAGGCAGCCAGCGCUCCUCCCUGGGAUCCAUGACGCCUUCCAACAUGCAGGAUUACACCCUGAAGUCCCAGUACAACAAGAUCCCCACAGUGGAAGAGUACGAGCGGCCUCCAAGCGUCGCCCCUCUGCCCCCGCCCACCAACGUCGCCCCUCUGCCCCCGCCCACCAGCGUCAGAAUGGCUGGCCCCAAUCUCAGCCGCAUGGGGGGCAUCCCCGUCAUGACCCCGGCCCAGAACAGGGACGGCUCAAUCGUCUAGCGGGUUUUCUUCUAAAGAAGGGACCCUGGACAGAAGCCAGUAAAAAUGAAGCAGUGGGUGGGGUGGGGGGUGGGGCGACUCACCCCGCCUUUGCUUUUUAUUAUUUACAAAUACGAAGGUCCUCUUAUGAAGACAUGGCUCUGCUCUGUUGAUGGUGUGCUGUAUUGGGAAUAGAGCACAUUAACUUUUUAUCAAAUACAAGACAAAAAAAAAACACUUUUAUGCAUCUUAUGUCCUGGAUUUUCUCACAGGAAAUCAAUUAGUGUGGAUAUUAAGCAGAAUGGUCAAUAUACAAAUUCUAUUGUACAUAAGUGAAUGCAUGUUUUUUUGUAUUUUACAUGAAUUUUCUUGCUGUUGAUAUACUGUAUGUGUAACAUAGAGCCAUCCUCUCCAUUGUCGCCCUGUCCAGCCCUCUGCAUGCCUGUGUGUAGAAACCUGCAGCUGGGUGUGUGGAACUGGCAGGUGAUGUACGUGAAUGGGAGUUUGGAAAUGUGUAGUUCACUUGGUCUGCAAACCUUGGCCUAUCUUCUCCAUUUACCGGGUCCAGUUUUAAUAGGGCUGGCUUUUAUGAUUGCCUAUAAUUUAAUGUAACCGUUUUUUUUUUUGCUGAUUGAAACACUUCAUUACUCUCAGAACAAAAUGUAACCUCUUUCUGGAAGAGACUCUGUACAGGUCAGCUGUUUGGUGCUCAGCCGUUAUGAUGUUUGAAUUGCCCGCUCUGAGUUCAGCUGCCAGGCUCAGAGGGCUCAGGAUUGGCUAUUCAGGAGGGGGUGGUUUCGAUUUCCAUGCAUCGUGAUUGGCUGAUGAUUGGUUUUUGACCAAGGUCCAGUUUCUAUUCUCCAGCCCCAUUCUAAGGCUCAGACAGCCUGCUUUGGCAAGUAUGGGUGACAGCUGGACCACAAGGUCCACUGAGCAAUCAGCUUUGAUUGUGUUUGACUAUGAAAAGACCCCCGCCCUCGGUGGCCACCAGGAGAAGUGGACCUCCCCAUGGACAUCCAUACACAGACCAAAUUAAGAAGACAAAGCCGAACCCCUUGGAUUUAUCUGCGUGUGUAAUCCUACAUAUUUGUUGUUGCACUACAAGGAGGCUAAACCUUGAUUCUCCCUGUGGCUGAUGUGAAACGGAUCAGGGCUUAUGUAGCGUUAAUUGAAGAUUUUAAUGAAGGAUCUUAAUGAAGAAGUUUCCCACACAGCAGAAUGCUGCGUACUGUUUCUCUCCGUCUCCAUGAAAAGCGCUUGUGUUCGACCUUGGUUUUCAAUCUCAGGGCAGAAUCUGUCGGUCAGUUUAAACUACACAACAGCGUCCUCCACUGUUUGGCCUGUUUUCUUCCUUUCUUCCAUCCUCAGAAAGCCGAACAUCUCAUCUGGUUUCCUACCUUACAGGACAAACACAAUACAAAGUGCAAACUUUUUAUUUGUUCUCCGAUGCCUUGUUCUCUCCUUUAUUUUGGCCUUACGCUCUUUCCGUGUUUAUCUUGUCUAGAUCAGAUUGUUUUGUGCCUUGUUUCCCGAGUUGAACUGCCUGAGUUGUUGCUGUGUUCUGUGUGGAAACGUCGGUCUUCAUGGCCGUCAUGGGCUCCAGAACAAUAACAGUCAUCACUCUAAGCUUAGGCUGGCAAUAUAGCAUGCUUUUGUUGGUAUUUCCACAAGAAUCUACAACAAAGAAUGUUCUGGUGGCUCCAAAUCGAAAGAGGAAAAGCAACGAGUAUUGCUCGGUUGCAGCUAGAGGGAAUUCUGGCACUUUCCCCGGCAUCUCAUUAGAAAUGAAAACGGUUUGAACAGUACGACUUCAGCUCUGAAAGGGCAACUUUUUAAAAGCUUGGUGUGCUUUAACAGCAGCGAGCAGCCCACGCCUGCACCGCACACACAGUCUUUGUUGCUCUUACCUCCACUGAAUCUAGUCUUUGAGGAUGGGAUCUCAGACCUUAGCUAGAAGUGUCGGUUUUUAUCUAUUUUAUGCUUUGUCUCAAUGUUCGUUUUCUUUGUGUGUGUGUUGGAUCCAAGGGGCCCUGCAGAUGGGAUUUCAUAUUACUCGUUCCUGAACAGAAAGUGACAUCUUGGUUGCCUGUCAGUUGUGCUUCAGCCCUGUUCUCGGUGUGUUUUUGUAUCUAACACUUGUUGCUAGCCAGGUUGUGGCCCUAGUAAAGAUCUGCUGGUAAAGUGUACAGAGCUCCAAAUGACUUGAUCCUGUUACUCUUCCAUGUUCAUAACUUUCAUGUUAACUGCUAUUAACAAAAUUAACCGUAGCUAUGAAAUUGGUGUACUAAUACUGUAUGAAGACUCCAUCGGAGUGCACACUGUGCUGGAAUCGUAUUUACUUUCUGUGUAUUUUUGUGUUGGAUUUUUGAAUAAUAAAAGUCAGUGAAAAGAAAA